UUGCCUGUACUCCAAACACGAGGUGGCGCUGCAAUCUGUUGUGAAGUGGUUGUCGGUAGAUCUUAGUCAACUCCCUCGUUUUUAUAUCGUUGGUUUUUCCUGAUAACAGGAAAAACAGAGAGGUCUGGCCUAACGAUGUCAUCUCAGGAAUCUGGAAGUGACAAAACAGAGGCGACAAAGGAGAGAAGCUUCAGGACACCCGGUUUAAGAGGAGUGCAGACUACUACGCUUUUUCGUGCAGUUAACCCAGAGCUAUUCAUUAAACCUAAUAAGCCAGUGAUGGCCUUUGGACUGGUUACAAUAUCGCUUUGUGUGGCAUAUCUUGGGUACCUUCACGCCACCAAGGAGAAUGAUCAGCAGUUGUAUGAAGCCGUUGACAGUGAGGGAGAGAAAUACAUGAGAAGGAAAACAUCGAAAUGGGACUGAUUUCGUUUGAAAAUUAACAGUUCCUGGCACUCAGGCAAUCAAAUAUGAAUUACUUGUCUUCCUUUGCAAUGAAGUGCUACGAAAUGUUCCUGAAAGGACAGGGUUUCUGCAUGUGGAACCUGGGAAAAGUUGUGCAAUGGAGAAAGAAGGGGAGUCCAUGACAGUACUGACUUUUGUCUUUAUACGCAACAGAAAUGUAGAUCUGUUGUUUCAACCCUUUGGCUGAAACCAUGGUAAACAUGUUUAUUCAGUACUGUUAUGUAAUGUCUUCAUAUUGUAACAGUUUCACUGAAGACAAUAAUGUUAUACAUGUUUGCAUUUCCAGUAUGUACUAUCUGUUUCUGUAAUAAAUGCAAUAAUUUAUUUUA
Molecule: messenger RNA, 794 nt
Organism: Anguilla anguilla (European eel)
Lineage: Eukaryota; Metazoa; Chordata; Actinopteri; Anguilliformes; Anguillidae
Gene: smim8
Product: small integral membrane protein 8
Exons: 3
Coding region: 136-426 (96 amino acids)
Source: RefSeq, a predicted model, not a curated record